This is a messenger RNA of Carassius auratus (goldfish), 4820 nucleotides long. Its product is annotated as NACHT, LRR and PYD domains-containing protein 12-like. NCBI's taxonomy places the organism in Eukaryota, Metazoa, Chordata, Actinopteri, Cypriniformes, Cyprinidae. The transcript has 10 exons. Gene Ontology annotation, molecular function: protein binding. The record is from RefSeq and is a predicted model, not a curated record. Bases 216 to 3737 code for a protein of 1173 amino acids.
AUGAGGACGCCCUUCGCCACCAGAGGGAGUUUGUAUUAGUGGAGUUACAAUAAAAAAGCACACACCUUAAGAAGGUAGAAACGAAAGUAAAAGGACGAAAGUAAACGACGCAGUUUAACCCUCUUAACUUUGAGUGUUUCAACUGUCGCAUAUUUUGAGAUUUGAAAUUAGUCUCCUCACAAUCUUUUGGCAAAUGAGAGCAGAAGGACACUAAAAUGAGCCUACAUAAAGAGAAAGUUGAUGAUGGCCCUGACUCUAAAAUGAGUUGUACAUCUCCUGGAUCCAGCUGUGGGCAUGUGAAGAGUGCUCAGCCCACAAUGAAACAUCCCCUUAAACUCAUUAAUGCAGUGGGCUCUGACUCCAGCAGUAGAAAGAGACAGAGAUUGGAGUCUUCAGAACCCAGCGGUGUGUCCGUAAAGAGUAACUCAUCUAUGUUGGAAACCCCUGAAUUCAGUGACGGACCAGUGACCCCUGACCCUGUCAGGGGGAAGAUACAUAGGCUGAUCAGAUCUGUGCCGUCCUCUACAUUCCUCUGUCAGUCCUUUAUCAGGCAGGACAACAAAGAAACUGCCCUGCAGACACACAAGCAAGAGACUGGAGUCCUGCAGAGAGUCAAAGACGAGCACAAAGCUAGCAUGAAGAACAAGUAUGAGAGAUUAUUUGAAGGAAUCAAACUGCAAGUGAAUGAAACCCUCCUGAACAGGAUCUACACACAGCUCUACAUCAUGAAAGAAGAGAGUGAAGGAGUGAAUAAAGAACAUGAGGUUUUACAGAUGGAGAAAACAGUCAAAACACAACACUCACAAUACACUCCAAUCUACUGCAAUGACAUCUUUAAAGUCUCGCCUGAAACAGGAUGUGAGGAGAAAGACCAAAUAAAGAUUGUCCUUACUAAAGGCAUUGCUGGAAUUGGAAAAACCAUCUCAGUGCAGAAAUUUGUUCUGGACUGGGCAGAGGGAAAAGCCAAUCAUGAUGUAGAUUUCAUGUUUGUGCUUUCAUUUCGAGAGCUGAACCUGAUUCAAAAUCAUCAACACAGUCUUCAUAGUCUUGUGCUGGACUUUCAUCCUGAACUUCAACAUCUCAACUCAAAGAUUUAUGAGGAGUGUAAAGUUGUGUUCAUCUUUGAUGGUCUGGAUGAAAACAAAGUUACACUGUUGUUUUCAGACUCUCAGAAAGUUUGUGAUGUGACUGAGACUUCAUCAGUGGCUGUGUUGGUGUCAAACCUCAUGAAAGGAGAGCUGCUUCCCUCUGCUCUCAUCUGGAUCACCUCCAGACCAGCAGCAGCCAAUCAGAUCCCCACCAAAUACAUUGACCGUGUGACAGAAAUUCAGGGAUUCAAUGAGACUCAAAAGGAGGAAUAUUUCAGGUUGAGAAUUAGAGAUGAACAUCAAGCCAGUAAAAUUGUUUUACACAUCAAAAAAGCAAGAAGCCUCCAUAUCAUGUGCCACAUCCCCAUCUUCUGCUGGAUCUCAUCCACUGUGCUUCAGAAGCUCCUGGAAGAAGAUCUGAGUGUAGAAAUCCCUCAGACACUGACAGAAAUGUACAUCCACUUUCUGCUUAUUCAGAUCAACAUAAGGAACGAGAAGUAUGAAGAAAGAGAUCCAGCGAUACUUCUACAGUCCAAUAGAGAAGUCAUUGUGAACCUUGCAGGAGUGGCUUUCAAACAGCUGAUAAAGGGCAAUGUGAUGUUCUAUGAGGAGGACCUGAUUGAGAGCGGCAUAGAUGUCACUGAUGCCUCAGUGUAUUCUGGGAUUUGCACUGAGAUCUUUAAGGAGGAAUCUGUGAUUCAUCAGAGGAAAGUCUACAGUUUCAUUCAUCUGAGUGUUCAGGAGUUUCUUGCUGCAUUCUAUGUGUUUUCCUGCUAUUUAAUGAAGAAAAAGGAACCACUUCAACUUCUGGGUGCUAAAGAUAAACAUGACCAUGAAUAUGACACUGACCCAGAUGUUGAUGGUAUUAGUUUAACACAUAAAUAUUACUCUAACACUGAGUACUUGUCUGAUGAAGACUCUUUCUAUGCUCUACUAACACCAGCAGUAGAUAAAGCCCUCAAGAGUAAGAAUGGACACCUAGAUCUGUUCCUGCGAUUCCUGAUGGGCGUCUCACUGGAGUCCAAUCAGAGACUCUUAAAGGAUCUACUGACACACACAGAGAACAGCUCAGAGAGCAUCAGGAGAACCACACAGUACAUUAAAGAGAAGAUCAAAAAUGGACAUGGACUGUCCAUUGAAAGAUCCAUCAAUCUGUUCCUCUGUCUGCUGGAAGUGAAAGAUCAAACUCUGUCCAGAGAGAUUCAGGCAUUUGUUAAGUCAGACAAACACUCAGAGAAGUAUCUCUCUCCUGCUCACUGCUCAGCAAUAGCCUACAUGCUUCAGAUAUCAGAGGAGGUGCUGGAUGAGCUGGACCUCAAGAAAUACAACACAUCAGAUGAGGGUAAAAGAAGAUUGAUUCCAGCUGUAAACAACUGCAGAAAAGCUCUUCUUGCUGGCUGUAAUCUCACUGGUCAACACUGCAAAAUUGUGUCAUCAGCUCUACAAUCCUCUGUCUUGAGAGAGCUUGAUCUGAGUAACAAUGACCUUCAGGACUCUGUGAAUCUUCUUUCUCAUGGACUGAAGAGUGCAAACUGUCAGCUGGAGUUACUAAGACUGCGGUUCUGUAAUCUCACUAGUCAGCAUUGUGAAAUUGUGUCAUCAGCUCUACAGUCCUCAAACUCUGUCCUGAGAGAGCUGGAUCUGAGUAACAAUAACCUGCAGGAUUCAGGAAUGGAGAUUUUUUCCAGUGGACUGCAGAGUUCAAACUGUCGCCUGAAGAUACUGAGAUUACCAUGCUGUAAUCUGACUGGUCAGUCCUGUGAAAUUGUCUCAUCAGCUCUACAAUCUUCAAACUAUGUCCUGAGAGAGCUGAAUCUAAGUAAUAAUGACCUGCAGGAUUCAGGAGUGAAACUACUCUCUGAUGGACUAAAGUGUCCAAACUGUCAGCUGGAGAUACUAAGGUUGUCAGGCUGUAUGGUGACAGAGGAAGGCUGUGUUUAUUUGUCUUCAGCUCUGAGUUCAAACCCUUCACACCUAAGAGAGCUGGAUCUGAGCUACAAUCACCCCGGACAAUCAGGAGUCCAGCUGCUCAACCAAAAAAUGGAGGAUCCAAACUGCUCACUGCAGAUACUCAAUGUGGAUCAUGGUGGCGAGUUCAUGAUGACAGCAGGACUACGAAAGUAUGCCUGUGAUCUCUCACUGGACCCAAACACAGCAAAUACUCAACUCAUCCUGUCUGAGGACAACAGAAAGGUGACACGUGUAAAAAAUCAUCAGCCAUACCCUGAUCAUCCUGAGAGAUUUGAGCAGGUUCCUCAUGUUUUGUGUAGAGAGAGUUUGACUGGACGGUGUUACUGGGAGGCUGAAUGGAGCGGAUAUAAUACAGAAAUAUCAGUGACAUAUAAAGGAAUCAGCAGGAAAGCAGGCGGUGACUGUUGGUUUGGAUACAAUGAGAAAUCCUGGAGUCUGAUCUGUACUGAUGAUGGAAUUACUGUAUGGCACAAUAAUAAGUUCACUGACAUCUCUACCCCUUCACCUUUUUUUAACACAGUAGGAGUGUAUGUGGAUGUGUUGGACGGCACUCUGUCAUUCUACAGUGUCUCAGACACACACACACUCACACACUUACACACAUUUAACACAACAUUCACUGAACCCCUCUAUGCUGGUUUUAAAGUUUCCCCUGAUUCCUCAGUGUCUCUGUGUUGAAUUACACCAGAAAUGGGCUCUCAAGUUACAUGGACCCAAGUCGCACUCCAGUUGCAGACCUGGGACCCGGAAUGACUUUUGACUUGACUGGACAAGAAGGACAAUAUCAAUAACUUCUGAUAUCCUAAAGAAAGAACUUAAAAUGUAUUUAUAUUUUUUACUAUAUUUUACUUUUACUAAAUCUGCAUCAAUAUUUAAUUGUUGAUGUAAAUGGGACUCUUAUCAUAGAAUUUGAUGAAGUGUGUCUGUGUAUUAUGUGUGCAUUCUGAAAUGUCAGAAGGGUAUGAAACAAACCAUUUAUGUUCACACAUCUGGUUAUAUUAGUGCAGUGAUCCUCAAAUCUGGCUCGCGAGAUCCACUUUCCUGCGAAGUUUAGCUCUAGCCCCAAUCAAACAUGCAUGAGUUUGCUAAUCAGUGUCUUCAGGAUCAUUAGAAAAUCACAGACAGGUGUGUUUAAUUGGAGUCGGAGCUAAACUCUGCAGGAAACUGGAUCUCGCGAGCCAGAUUUGAGGAUCACUGUAUUAGUGUGUCAGAAUCAGGAACUAUAAGAAGAUCAUAUAGCAAAAAUAUGGGAAAACGUUUAAAGAUGCUGGAAUGACAGCAUCAAAUCUUAAAAUGCAUCACAUCUUGGAACACAUCCACAAAGUUUAGAAACAUUAACUUCAUAUAUGCUGGGGUGUGUCCUGUUAAAAAUCUAUACUUAAACCUAUAGCACAAUGUUUUAUCAGUCUUUUUGCAAUAUAUGCAGAUAUGGGUUUCCUCUCUUUUAAUGUUUGUGUGUCCAGGUUAGAAUAAUCAUAAUGCACACUAAUGAAACUGAUGCUUCAAAUAAACAUGUUGAUCAUCUCUAAACAUUUCUUCAUAUGGAGCACAUAAUGAAAGUAUUAUGUCAACUUAUUGUCUAUUUUACAUUUAAAUUUGUGUGAAUAAUUAUGGAAAAAUAACUUAUAUGGUUUUAUAUACAGUAGGUGGACAACCAAAAUGGGUAAUGGAGGGCCGCACCAUUAACUGCAAGUCAGUUGUGUGUUAAAAUCAUUUGUAAAACUACCGCCAUGGUGCGCAAAGGGACUGAUUGCAAACUGA